AUGCCUCCGAAGAACUCACGCGCUAAGCCUGUGGUCGAUGCCCCUAUUGGUGGGAGUGAUCCUGCAGGCAGUACAACACCAGGCAAGGGAAAGGUGAUCAUUGAUAACCUUCCGUCGGAAGCGGAAGUGACGGCUGGCAACUCCGGACUGACCCUUGAAGAGAAGUUGAAGGCGCUGGCUACGGUGGCCUCGGAUGAUUUUUUCAUCGAUGAUGAUUCGGACGAGAAGCUCGACAUUAUGGCAACAAAGAGCUCUUACCCGCAUUUGCGCUUCACGGCGAUCCUGCUCUUCCCGGUUAUUCCUUCCCGUGAAGUCGCUUCGGUCAUUUUGACCGUGAAAACGCUGAUGAAGCGCGUCUGGUCUAACCUGUUGACUGGCGAUGUUCUCGUUUCGGUGAAGUUCCAGGAGCUGCUCCCUGCCUUCGUCACAAAGACCCGUUAUAGUCGGUUUCAGGUCUCCUUCCUGCACGAAGCUGACGUGGUGAGCAUCAAGCAGACUGCGGUCGAACACAAGCGUCAGAACGGCACGACGAUUCACUGCUUAUGGCUGCAUCAGGAGGAUGCGGCUUACCUUCGCAAGAAGGCUUUGAGCCCGCAGCUGCUGGAGGUUUUCUUCAAGAACGUACCUGCUGACAUCCCGCCUGAGCUGGUUAAGGAGAUCAUGGUGACUCACCCCUUCAAGAUCCGGAGGCAGUCUGCCUUCGCUGAAGGCCACUGCUUCCACCAUGUCCUACAUCCCGUCACUGAUGCGGAUACGGACAAAGUCAAUGUAUUGGUGAUCCAGCACGCCGGCGACAAGCACCCUGCUUCUCUCCACGCUUCCCCGCUUAUCACCCCGCUACUGCUGGAUGCGGCUUUUGUGCUGAUCUCUACUGGGAGCAACCGCGAGGAGUGGUUGUGCACUCUCGAAAGCUGCGGGAAGGCCCACGGCAAGUCUUUUAUGGCAGCAGCAGACCAUAUCACGUCGGCGAGUCACUUGCUGGGCCUGGAGAUGCUGGGCGCUGCCACCCGCUGCUCUCUGGAGAAGCUAGGUCUGCAUAUCAUCCGCAAGGAGUACAAGAUCUGA
This is a messenger RNA of Closterium sp. NIES-65, 1065 nucleotides long. The record is from the annotation of a GenBank genome assembly. NCBI's taxonomy places the organism in Eukaryota, Viridiplantae, Streptophyta, Zygnematophyceae, Desmidiales, Closteriaceae.